AUGGGAUCAAAAGACAAGAUCUGGGCAAUAUCAGAGCUGACAAAAUUUGCUCAGAAGUUCCAGAAAGUAUAUGCUUUGUGCAACAUUUCUUGGUUUCACAGGGGCAGGCCGCCACUAGCAAACAGACACAAUAUGGCGCUGAAAGAGCUGGCUUGCUUGCUGGGCGAGCCCACUGACGCGCGUUACAUGGAGCAGCGCGUCUACGACUUCAUUGGCAAUUUACUGCACUUGAUGCGUAACGUGGCCCGCGAGGAGACGCCUUGGGACACGCUGCCGCCCGUGUUAAAGCGUCUCGGCACUCGCCUCAAUUUCAUCGACGUGGCGUCGGUUAUGGAGACGGGCGAGUGUCGGGCCGACGGCGCCGUCAACCCCGCCAAGAUGAAGAGCUUCGCGACGAGGCUCGUGAAGGCGGUCCAGAGAGCCGUCGCCGAGCGUGCGAAAUCGCAAGCCCUUCGGGGACUGCCGCCGCGCGAAUGGGACACGGCCCGCUUCCUGAAGAGUAUAGCCGCCGUCGAGGCCUUCGCCCGCGAGACGUCCGCCGACGCGGGUGCCCUGCUGCAGAUCUGGCUACGCAUGUACGAGGAGACGCGUCGCGAGCUGUGCCGAGGGGACCGCGGGCCGUCGCUGUCGCUGCCCGAGUGGCGGCUGGCCGACCUGCUUCUGCUGCACGAGCCCGCGCUGCCGCUCCUCGAGCGCGGCGGCGAGCAGGUGUGUCCGGAGCGAUCGCUGCGCUUCCUCGUGCGACUCGUGGCAGCCGGCACGACGAGGCUGGCGCGGCGCGAAGGCCCCGACCCGGUGUUCGGCGCUUGCCUCCCGGCGCCGAAUCGCCCCGAGGAGGCGCUCGAGUACGGAGACUGGGUCCGCUCCGUGUGGACGGCCGUCCACAUCGCUUUCUGUAAAAAGGAGCGUCCGGUGUCGAGCGUGCUGCUGCAGCGGCGUUGGCACGAGCUGCGGCUGCUGGCUCGCGAGGACCGGGAGGCGCCGACGCCUUCGGCGCUGCUGCUGAGGCGGUUCCUCGACGCGGAGAGUGCGGCUCCCCCCUCUUGGACGAGCCUAGUGGAGCGAGGACUGGUCGUCGACCUCACGGCGUUGGGAUGCCAGAACCCCGAUCUGCUGUGUCUGCUCGACGAUAUCGAACACACCGUCGUGUCUGCGACGUCGGAGAUCCCUUCGGAGGCGAUCCCGCAGAGAGACAUCGUGCGACAGCUCCAGGCCAUGGACCCCAGCCGGGCCGAGGUGUCCAUCCUCUUCGACCCUCACUCCGACUCCGAGCCCGAAGACGGCCCCGCCCCUCCCGCGGCCCCCGCCGACAAGGACGACUCGCUGAGCUUCAUCAUCAGGCAAGCCCUCAACUGUCGAUCCGUCGUGCGACUGCAGGCGCCGCGUCUGCGGGAGCUCACCGACGACAUCCUCGAGAAGAACUCCGUGCUCGCCGACGAGCAGGACGACUCGGACGAGGAAAGCCCUCUGGUCAUCGACGAGACCAAACCCGAAGUAGAGAGCGAGACGAGGAAGCGAACUCUGAGCGACGGCGCGGAGACCGCCUCCGAGUCUCCGGCCCGCGACCACGAGGCGAAGGAGGAGCCCGACGCGGCUAAGAGGGUGAAACGAGAGAAGAACGAGGAGGAGUCGCCCGGACUCAGUGAAAAGUUGGCGAUGGAGGUGCGCGUGGUGCUCGAGAGGGUGGUCGAGACGGCGGACCGGACCCUUCGGGGCCUCUCGCCGGCCGAGCUGUCGCGGCGCCACGGGGUCGAGGGACAGGGGGCCGCCUGGUGGACCCGUAAUCUUCCUCUGGCCGAGAAGUGCCGCCCUCUGCGGGUGACGCUGACCCGUCUCCGACGUCGACCGGCGCCCCGCAUCGCCCUGCCGGACAUCGACGAGAUCCGGGAGAUCAACAGGAGCAUGCUCACCGCCGAAGUGGCCCCGACAUUCGUCGGUUCCCCGGAGUCGGACUCCGCCGAGACCCUGGACGUCGACGACGAGCGGCCGGAGAGCAGACCGUUCCAGUACCUCUACGAGGACAUGCUGAGGAUGAUGGCUCGCAACGCUAAGAGAUUUCUGCCGGCGACGCGAACCACUCCGCCGACGGACGCGAAGGCGGCGCCCUACCCCCGCCCGAAGGCCGUCGCCGAGACGUCGCAACUGAGCGACCUCGAGAAGUGGGAGAGGGAGAAGCGCGUCGGCCUGCAGUACUUCAGCCUGCCUCAUCUGCUCGACCCCGAGCCCCGUCGGAGGGCCGAACUUCGGCGGAGGUCGGCCCCCGACCCGACGCCGCCCCGACCGGCGGCUCUCCUCGUCUCGGAGUCCGAUACCGAUUCCCGAGAGGACGCGUCGAGUCCUCGGGCCGACGAGAGACCGGCCGGCAUAUUGGACGACGAGCUGAGGGACCUCAGGCGAACGGAGAAGCCCGACUCCCGACCGAGGGUCUCGUACGGCUCCGGCUUCUUCGCUUCCGGUCCCGGUCCCGUCGCUCCAGGCCCCGUCACUCCCGGCCCGGUCGGCUCGAAAGGCGGACUCGACGUCCUCAAACCGGUGCAACCGACCGCGGGAAUCCACAAUCCCGUGAUCACGUGCGGAAGUCACUCGAUAAGACUCGUGGAAGACACACGACACACGGCCGCCGAGAGGAAGAGGCGGAUGAAGCUGUCGGAACGAGAGAAACGCGUCAAGAUCACGUUCACCAGCAUCCUGAACGAGAUGGCCGAGGAGAGGAGGCGAAAGUCCUUCGCAGAGAGUAUUUUAAUUUCUCGUCCGACAGAAGGAUUCGCGGGAGCCUCGUGCCACUUCAAACUGCCGGUGGAGCGCUGCGUGACGGCGGCCGAGUACGCGGCGGCCGGCGGCGGAGGGACGGCGCUGAUGCGGGCGGACCUCGAGAGGCCCCUCUGGCUGGUCUCUCGCGAGUUCCUGGUGCUGACGAGGACGCCGCUGACUUUCGCCCGGCCCUCGUACUGGGGCACGCCGCCGGCCACGUCGCGCGUUACGCUCACGCGGGUGCUGUUCCCGGACGAGGACGACCGCCGGGAAUCCGCCGUCGUGGACCUCACGGACGACACGGAGCCGGCCGACGGCGAGCUCCCGUACAAGACUCUCGUCGACGAUCCGCCUCGGCGCGUCUUCGUGUACAACAUGGUGCAGGACGUCGUCACCUUCCGGCGGUUGAACUCGAGUCGAAGGUCGCUAUUCCUGUUCUCGCUGCAGACCGGCGCCCUGGGCCACCUCCCGGCGAGCGAGACGACGACGGUCGACCCCGCCCGUCCGGUCGUGACCUCCGUGUCCGGCGCGUCGUCCGUCGGCGCGUUCCCGAGUCCGGCGGCCGCCGGCCCGUCUUCGAGUCCGCCGGCGGCGACCGGCCUGCGCGAGGUGUCCGUGAGCGUGCCGGCUUACGAGCGCGGCCCCGGCUCGGGCUCCGGCGCGCCGCCCGUCGUGCUUCAGCGGGCGGGUCUCGGGCCGACGCGGACGAAAGCCCCCGCGCCGCCGGGCCGAGACGAGGUCUCGGCCGACAUAGUGUCGCCGCCGCCUCGGAGGCCCCCGAGCGCCGGGCCCUCGGUCCCGCCCUGGAUCUCCCGAAGUGCGGUGCCCCGAACCGACGUGUGA
Molecule: messenger RNA, 3594 nt
Organism: Pieris macdunnoughi
Lineage: Eukaryota; Metazoa; Arthropoda; Insecta; Lepidoptera; Pieridae
Source: the annotation of a GenBank genome assembly